Molecule: messenger RNA, 1634 nt
Organism: Nylanderia fulva
Lineage: Eukaryota; Metazoa; Arthropoda; Insecta; Hymenoptera; Formicidae
Gene: Nmd3
Product: 60S ribosomal export protein NMD3
Biological process (GO): ribosomal large subunit export from nucleus
Cellular component (GO): cytoplasm; nucleus
Molecular function (GO): ribosomal large subunit binding
Source: RefSeq, a predicted model, not a curated record
UUCUGAUUGGUCGAUCAUAAUUUAUUCUGCUUCGACAACAUUUUCGAACGCAGUCUAAUAUAAUUAUACUUUAUCCUACCACGCGCUGCAUAUAGAUGAAUAAAAUGGAGUACAUUGAAGAGAUACCUGAAACUAAGAACAUGAUCCUUUGCUGUGAUUGUGGGACUCUCAUCGAGCCAAAUCCAGCCAAUAUGUGCGUAAUGUGCUUGCGUAACCACGUCGACAUUACAGAGGGAAUUCCUAAACAAGCUACCUUACAGUUUUGUAAGAAUUGCGAAAGAUAUCUUCAGCCACCUACUGAAUGGAUUCAUGCUGCAUUAGAAUCUAAAGAGCUCUUAACACUGUGUUUAAAGAAAUUGAAAGGAUUAAAUCGUGUGAAAUUGAUAGAUGCUGGAUUUAUAUGGACAGAACCAAAUUCCAAAAGAUUAAAAGUGAAAUUAACUGUUCAUGCAGAGGUAGUUGGUGGUGCAGUUCUGCAGCAAGUAUUUGUGGUUGAAUAUAUUGUGAAUCAUCAAAUGUGCAAUGAUUGUCAUCGUACAGAGGCUAAAGAUUACUGGCGUGCGAGUGUACAAGUUCGACAAAAAGCAAUAAACAAAAAAACCUUUUUUUACUUGGAACAGCUUAUAUUAAAACAUAAGGCACAUGAACAAACACUGGGUAUAAAGCCUAUUUAUGACGGUUUGGAUUUUUUCUAUACAAAUGAAUCUGCAGCCAGAAAAAUGGUUGAUUUUUUACUGACAGUCAUCCCAUGUCAGUAUCAACAUUCCAAAAAAUUGAUUUCAUAUGAUUGUCAUAGUAACAUAUACAAUUACAAAUUUACAUACAGUGUCGAAAUUGUUCCAAUCUCCAAAGAUAGCAUAGUCUGCCUACCACGAAAGUUAACGCAGCAAUUGGGUGGAAUCAGUCCUAUCUGUUUGGUAUACAAAAUUACAAAUUCUGUGCAUCUUAUAGAUGUUUCAUCAGGACAAAUUGCUGAAGUAAACGCGACUACCUACUGGAGACAUAAUUUCAAUAGUAUAUGUAAUCCGAAACAAUUAACAGAGUUUGUUGUGAUGGAUAUUGAACCAAUAAAAUAUACAGAUAUAAAAACUUUCCCAGGGCAAGGAUCUAUUUCUAAGAAACACGUCAUAGCGGACGCGUGGCUAGUAAAAGCAUCCGAAUUAGGCAUAAACGAUAAUCCAAUUCACACACGUACGCAUUUGGGCCAUGUACUUAAACCAGGUGAUUCGGUCUUAGGCUAUUCUUUAAAAGAUAGUAAUAUCAACGAUACCAAUUUCGAUAAACUAAGCGAAGAUGUAGUACCCGAUAUUGUUCUGGUGAAAAAGUUUUAUGACAAGGUGGCUCGUCGCAGGGCGAGAGUCUGGAAGUUGAAACAUAUCGCUGAUGAAGUAUUGAGUAUGAGUACCGAGAAUAAUGAGUAUAAUGAAUUCCUCGACGAUUUGGAAGAAGACCCGGAAUUGAGGCAGAACAUCAAUAUAUUUCGAGACUCUAGGAAACAGAUUCCUGUUGAUACUAAUGAAAUAGAUCCGAGUAUUCCGCAGAUUACACUCGAAGAAAUGUUAGACGAUCUUGUAAUAGAAGAUACCGAAAUGACCGAAGUUGCCGAAUAAAAAAUAGUAUAUUUGGAAGAAUAA